CUUACCCCGAUAGGACAAUGGCGAGAACCAUAGUCUAAUGAAUAGUAGAGCUACUCGUUUAUCGCACUAAAGUAUAAUGGGAAAGGCCAAAUGUAAGGAAAGCCAGAACAAACGUAAGCAGGUACGGAAGCAAUCCAAGAAGGUGAUCCCCAAACCGGGCGAGAAAGGCUUCAAAACAUCCACGCAGCUCCGUAACGAACGCAAACGACGGGCGAAAAAGAAGGAAAAGUCGGGGUACCGACAAACCGAAAGUGAAUCCGUAGAAGCCGUUAGUUCCAUGAACAUCGAUCCGUCGCUACUGUACGUCAAGAAUCCUCGCAAAGCCCCGUUAGUCCAAAAGGCCGUACACUUCUUUGCCCAGCAAAACGUUCCCAAUUUUACCGUGUUCUGCGGGCCUGCCAAAGCUUGGCGGACGGUAGCUAAACUCGCAGUCCGCAAUGUCAACAACGAAUUAACGGUUGGCUUGUUUGCACCCGGCUCACAUAACCUUGUGGCCGUCCCCGAUUGCCCGGCGCAUCACCCCUCCGUUAAUUGCACGGUCGACGUUUUGCAAGAGACCGCCCGUCGGAGCGGCAUCCGGGCGUUCGACGAAGUUACCGGUACCGGAAAUUUGCGGCACGUGGCAAUCAAUGUGGAGCGCGCCACGGGAUCGGUGCAAUUGACGUUGGUUUGGAAAUUUACCGAUCAACCAGCAGAUGCGACGACCAACAAGGAAGAAUCCGAGGCUCUCGAUCGAUUGUGUAAAAAGCUCAUCCAACAAGGUACCUCUAGCAAAGGAGAAUCUUCACUCACUCUGCAUUCGCUGUGGGUACAUUACAACGCGGCUUGGAAACACGACAAUGCCAUCUUCAAUCACACUGGCCGAUGGGAACAUCGCCACGGCCCCAAAAGUAUUGUGGAAAACCUUGCAAUUGAUGAUUUGAAAAUUCCCUUACAAUUCCCUCCAAAUGUGUUUCGCCAAGCCAACCUGGAUGCCUUCACGGGAAUCAUUCGAAAGAUCCGAAACGUGCUGCAGGAAAGGGCGUCCCUUUCGGCAGCCCCACCCGCGUGCGUCGAACUGUAUGGGGGUGUGGGAACGCUCGGCUUGCAUGUUGCUGAUUUGUGUAGAUCCCUCGUUUCGUCGGACGAAAAUCCCCACAAUAAGGCUUGUUUUGAAGAGACAGUGCGUCAAAUGAAAGUGUCUGACGGUAGCGUUUCGUACAAAUCUCUUAACGCUACCGAAAUGGUAAAUUCAGGAGUAUUAAACGAGGCGGACUGGAUUGUGGUGGAUCCUCCGCGCAAAGGAUUGGACGACGUUGUACUUGGCGCUAUGGCUGAAGUUACCCGGCCACAAAUACUCGUGUACGUAAGCUGCGGCUUUGAUGCCUUUCAAAGAGAUUGCAAAUAUUUAGUUCAGCACGGGCAGUGGGAAGUUUUGCACGCUGAAGGACACAUUCUGUUUCCUGGAAGUGAUGCCAUUGAGACGUUGGCCUUCUUUGUACGAAGAACGGAUGACGAUUCAUAACGGUGGUACUCUACUAAUCAUAAAGUAGAAGUAUUUAAGGCGUGUUCAAA
Phaeodactylum tricornutum CCAP 1055/1 is the source of this 1554-nucleotide messenger RNA. RefSeq lists its product with no specific name. The record is from RefSeq and is a predicted model, not a curated record. Gene Ontology annotation, molecular function: RNA methyltransferase activity. Gene Ontology annotation, biological process: RNA processing. The coding region runs from base 77 to 1504 and encodes 475 amino acids. The transcript has a single exon. NCBI's taxonomy places the organism in Eukaryota, Bacillariophyta, Bacillariophyceae, Surirellales, Neidiaceae.